Messenger RNA from Ogataea philodendri, 1602 nucleotides. RefSeq lists its product as uncharacterized. The transcript has a single exon. NCBI's taxonomy places the organism in Eukaryota, Fungi, Ascomycota, Pichiomycetes, Pichiales, Pichiaceae. The record is from RefSeq and is a predicted model, not a curated record. Bases 1 to 1602 code for a protein of 533 amino acids.
AUGAGUGCACCGACAAACGCUUCCGGAAGACUUGCUUUGCCUGCUGUGCUGAUCCAGUAUGCAGAUGGAACAAGUCAGAACCUAAUAAUCGAGGUCGGGCCUGCCAAUGACAGUGCUCCUGAUAAUGAACCAAAUCCUAGCCCAUCGGCUCCGACAUCUGUGCAGGAGCCAGUUUCUUCCACGUUGAGUGCAGGAUCACCAACAUCAAGCUCAGGUAUUCGCGGGCUGGACUAUCCGGCUUUUGAUGUUUCAAAUGAAGGUGUCUAUAGAGAACAACAUAUUGCCAACGAUUUGCUCGACAGUCUGAUUGCUCCUAUUUACAGAACUCUUGGGGAUACAGACUCAGCUCAUCAGCAGUCGAACAACGUCAGUGUGCCAUUUUACAGGAAUUUGGCCCCCACUAUCGAACCUUCCCGGAACAUCAUUCUUACUGUCAACUACAUUUACGGACAGCCAAAUCCAAUGCAACCCUCGGAGACUAACAACAAUCUUUCUGGUUCUUUGAUCCUUCAUGUUCCAAAUAUCAACGAUAAUGAUGACGAGAAUUUGCAAGUCUUAAUUCGAUUGGCGACAACUAUUGCGCUAAGAACCAUUGCCACUUCGGUUAAAAAGGCGUCUGGAAUUUCGAAGCAAAUUUUCGAUAAGCUGGAGGUCAAGAAGGUUUCCGAGCUUGCUGAUCAACAAUGUGCUAUUUGUUACGAAAGCUAUGAAGACCAGGAGUCAGUGGGGAAGACUCAGAUUGGGCAGAAACGAAAACGAGGUCAGGACGAAGAGGAAGAGUCUAAUGAGCAUCAACCCAAGAAAUUACGCAAAAUGGAAAAUGAAACGAAGCCACGUCCUCUUUCGUCAAAGCUGACCCAGAAAGAUGUGGAAUACACACAUGUCCCGGUGGAGAUGCCCUGUGGACACAUUUUUGGCAGGUCAUGUCUUCGCGAAUGGCUUAAGACAAAUAAUAGUUGUCCGUUGUGCCGCCAUAGUAUUCGCAAUGAGAAUGAUGCUUCAUCCAGUCGCCCUCGAGAUUCGGAGAACGAGACUACCAUAGUGCUGCCCAACCUGGCCAGGGUCAUCAGCGAAAGCAGAGCCAUGUUUGACGAUUUCAAUUCUAGAAAUCUCACAUUCACCAUGCCAGACCAAGAAGCCACAGAGACCUCCGGAGCCGUUGCGGUUCCUGUUGCGGAAACGUCUCAAACACCUCCGCCUUCUAAUACCAACAACCACGCAAGUGUUCUCGGACUGGUGCGAGGUCUUCUUCAAAACCUGAAUGGCCGCUUGCGCAAUCCUAUCAGAGUUUCAGAUGAUGAACAGUCCAGUCUGGUCAAUCGUCAAACUUUACACAGACUGCCGCCAAUAAUAAGAUCAAGCCCUACAGGUUCUAUGGCCGGACACAACUCGUUCUUGUCAAGAAGAAGACGGGUUAUUCAGCCAAGAAGAGUUUUAAGGUCUACAGGAUUGGCUUCCAGGGAGUUUGUCAAUAGGGAUCCGCUAUUCCCUGUUGGUGUUGCUAGUCAACGGACUGAGGACGGCGUGAAUACCACCACUCUUUCUUCCAACCAGUCCCAACAAGAUGACCAAUCCACUAAUGAGCGAGAUACCGAGACUUGA